GCGAUCGCCGCUGCCGCAGGGAGGGCGGGAGGCACACACAAAGCCUUGCCUCUCCUCCUCCUCUCCUCCUCGUCCUCUCCUCCUCCCCUUGUUCCUACCGGCUGAGGAAUCCCAGCCCCGCGUUCGUCCGAGGGGCCAGCGGUCGCCCCCGCCUCCAGGACCUGCGGAGAGGGCCAGCUAGAGAUGGAAACCAGCGAUCCAGAGUUCUGAGCUUCUUCCAGAAGCGUCACCCGGGCACAGCCUUCAGGAUGCUGUGGAAGUCAGGCUGAGCUCCCGUGAAGACAGCAGGAGAGAUGCUGGUGUGAAGCGGAGUUCCCGGCGCACAGUGGAGCCUCACUGGGGAGAUGUCUACACCAACCAUGGGCGCCUGUGGGCUGGACAAGCGAGGAAGCUUCUUUAAGCUUAUUGACACAAUUGCCUCGGAGAUCGGAGAACUGAAACAGGAGAUGGUGCAGACCGAUGCCAGUCUGGGACAUGGCCUGGAACCCAACGAAACUCACAGCAUGGUAAGGCACAAGGAUGGCUAUCCUGAGGAAAAGGACAUGAAGACCUGCCCCCGGGACUCUGGCUAUGACAGCCUCUCCAAUAGGCUCAGCAUCCUGGACCGGCUCCUCCACACACACCCCAUAUGGUUGCAGCUGAGUCUGAGUGAGGAGGAGGCAGCCCAAGUUCUACAGUCCCAGCCUCCAGGGAUCUUCCUGGUUCGUAAAUCCAGCAAGAUGCAGAAGAAAGUCCUUUCUCUUCGCCUGCCCCCUGAGUCUGAAACCCCACUGAAGGAGUUUGCUAUCAAGGAAAGCACCUACACCUUUUCCCUGGAAGGCUCAGGAAUCAGUUUUGCAGAUUUAUUCCGGCUCGUGGCUUUCUACUGCAUCAGCAGGGAUGUUCUGCCGUUCACCUUGAAGUUGCCUUAUGCCAUUUCCACAGCCAAGACCGAGGCUCAACUUGAAGAGCUAGCUCAGCUGGGACUAAAUUUUUGGAGCUCUCCAGCUGACAACAAACCCCCAAACCCUCCACCUCCCCAUAGGCCUCCCUCUGCCGACGCCGACGCCCACGACGGUGGCUGCUCAGCCCCGCUGCGGCAGCUCUGCCUUAUAAAUGGAGUGCAUUCUAUAAAAACCAGGACGCCUUCGGAGCUGGAGUGCAGCCAAACCAACGGAGCCUUGUGUUUCAUUAAUCCCCUUUUCUUGAAAGUGCACAGCCAGGAUCUCGGGGCAGGCCUCAAGCGGCCGAGCACCAGGACUCCCAACGCCAAUGGCCCCGAGCGUCCUCGCUCGCCGCCGCCCAGGCCCCCGCCACCCACUAUUAAUAGUCUGCACACAAGCCUUCGGCUGGCCGGGACUGAAACCCGGACGAGCAUGCCAGAAACAGUCAACCAUAACAAACAUGGGAACGUAGCUCCGCCUGGAACGAAACCAACCCCCAUCCCUCCGCCCCGGCUGAAGAAGCAGGCUUCUUUUCUGGAAGCUGAGGGGAGCUCAAAGACCUUGACCAGCCGGCGGCCCGGUCCGGAGCCCGAGCCCGAGCUCUGCACAGCUGGCAGCCCAGGUGGCGCCCCGCCUGCAGACGCCCCGGGGGAUUGCACAAGGGCCCGGCCUCCCAGCUCUGAAUCACAGCCCCCGUGCCAUGGAGGCAGGCAGAGGCUGAGCGACAUGAGCAUUUCCACUUCCUCCUCCGACUCGCUGGAGUUCGACCGCAGCAUGCCUCUGUUUGGCUACGAGGGGGACACCAACAGCAGCCUGGAGGACUUCGAAGGGGAGAGUGACCAGGAGACCAUGGCGCCCCCCAUCAAGUCCAAAAAGAAGAGGAACAGUUCCUUCGUGUUGCCUAAGCUUGUCAAGUCCCAGCUGCGAAAGAUGAGCGGCGUCUUCAGCUCCUUCAUGACCCCGGAGAAGCGGAUGGUGCGCAGGAUCGCCGAGCUGUCCCGGGACAAGUGCACCUAUUUCGGGUGCCUGGUGCAGGACUACGUGAGCUUCCUGCAGGAGAACAAGGAAUGCCACGUGUCCAGCACCGACUUGCUGCAAACCAUCCGGCAGUUCAUGACCCAGGUUAAGAACUAUUUGUCCCAGAGCUCGGAGCUGGACCCCCCUAUUGAGUCACUGAUCCCUGAAGACCAAAUAGAUGUGGUGUUGGAGAAGGCCAUGCACAAGUGCAUCCUGAAGCCCCUGAAGGGACACGUGGAGGCCAUGCUGAAGGACUUCCACAUGGCCGACGGCUCCUGGAAGCAACUCAAGGAGAACCUGCAGCUUGUGCGGCAGCGGAACCCACAGGAGCUGGGGGUCUUCGCCCCCACCCCCGACUUGGUGGAUGUGGAGAAAAUCAAGCUCAAGUUCAUGACCAUGCAGAAGAUGUAUUCCCCGGAGAAGAAAGUCAUGCUGCUGCUGAGGGUCUGCAAGCUCAUUUACACCGUCAUGGAGAGCAACUCAGGGAGGAUGUACGGUGCUGAUGACUUCCUGCCGGUCCUGACCUACGUCAUUGCCCAGUGCGACAUGCUGGAGCUGGACACGGAGAUCGAGUACAUGAUGGAGCUUCUGGACCCCUCGCUGCUGCACGGAGAAGGAGGUUAUUACUUGACGAGCGCCUACGGGGCACUCUCCCUGAUCAAGAAUUUCCAGGAGGAGCAGGCAGCACGGCUGCUCAGCUCGGAGACCAGGGACACGCUGCGACAGUGGCACAAACGCAGGACCGCCAACCGCAGCGUCCCGUCUGUGGAUGACUUCCAGAAUUACCUCCGCGUCGCCUUCCAGGAGGUUAACAGCGGCUGCACGGGGAAGACCCUCCUCGUGAGGCCAUACAUUACCACUGAGGAUGUGUGUCAGCUGUGUGCAGAGAAGUUCAAGGUGGGGGAGCCUGAGGAGUACAGCCUCUUCCUCUUCGUGGACGAGACGUGGCAGCAGCUGGCAGAGGACACAUACCCUCAGAGGAUCAAGGCCGAGCUGCACAGCCGGCCACAGCCCCACGUCUUCCACUUCGUCUAUAGGCGCAUCAAGAGCGACCCUUAUGGCGUGACCUUCCACAGUGGCGAGGAAGAACCCACGCCCUCUUAAGAAGGCACACGAGACAACCCAUUGGUGCAUCCAACGGGGCGGGAGUGGGGCUGGGAGCAUGGCCUUCCGGCUGCCCCAUGCUCGAUCCUGACAAGCAGUCCCCUCCUUGGGGACCCCUCAGUUCAGCGACGAAGCCAUCUAUAGCUGACCACUGCCCAGGCAGCAUGGCUGAGGGUCGUGAAACUGUAGGAUUCACCCUCUAAGGUGCAGCAUCACCAUUAGUGUGUCAGGUGUGUUCAGAUCGACACCUGCCCCAGCCAGGCCCAGAAUUGGUUACCUUCUGUCUUUGUGUAUGUGCUGAAUCAAACGUAAGGCACAAACUCUC
Messenger RNA from Ochotona princeps (American pika), 3369 nucleotides. It is a transcript of the gene RIN2, whose product is annotated as Ras and Rab interactor 2. Gene Ontology annotation, biological process: signal transduction; vesicle-mediated transport. The record is from RefSeq and is a predicted model, not a curated record. Gene Ontology annotation, molecular function: guanyl-nucleotide exchange factor activity; small GTPase binding. Gene Ontology annotation, cellular component: endocytic vesicle; cytosol. The transcript has 13 exons. The coding region runs from base 345 to 3044 and encodes 899 amino acids. NCBI's taxonomy places the organism in Eukaryota, Metazoa, Chordata, Mammalia, Lagomorpha, Ochotonidae.